This is a messenger RNA of Puntigrus tetrazona (Sumatra barb), 2369 nucleotides long. RefSeq names its product cyclin Pas1/PHO80 domain containing 1 (gene cnppd1). Gene Ontology annotation, molecular function: protein kinase binding; cyclin-dependent protein serine/threonine kinase regulator activity. NCBI's taxonomy places the organism in Eukaryota, Metazoa, Chordata, Actinopteri, Cypriniformes, Cyprinidae. The transcript has 8 exons. Gene Ontology annotation, biological process: regulation of cyclin-dependent protein serine/threonine kinase activity. Bases 112 to 1374 code for a protein of 420 amino acids. Gene Ontology annotation, cellular component: cyclin-dependent protein kinase holoenzyme complex; nucleus. The record is from RefSeq and is a predicted model, not a curated record.
UGAAUACGUCGCUACGCAGCUGUCACGGCGGAGAGAGAGGGCGCCUCCACGACGCCUUCCUUCGGCCUUUCUGUGUUUUCGGUCCUUUAAAAUUAACGCCGGAGACCCAAAAUGGAUUUUGGAGAUCUGUUUGACGAGCGAACGUUCACGUUUUCCGACUUCCAGGAGUUUACGUUUCUGCCUGGACACGAGCAGUGGUCAGAGAGAGUGAGGAAACGACUGUAUUACGGUCUGGACUCUGACAGCCCUUUGGAUGCUUUAUCAUGUCCCAUGACAGAUAUUGCUGUGGAACUGCUCCAGAAAUCUGCCCCGAGUCCCAUAAGGAAGCUCCAUAAGAAAUACGCUGCACACGUAGCCAGGGAAGCAUGUAUAUCUCCCUGCGCUAUGAUGUUGGCCUUGAUAUACAUUGAAAGACUUCGACACAGAAAUCCCGAAUACCUGCAACAGAUCUCAUCCUCAGACCUCUUUUUGAUAUCCAUGAUGGUGGCCAGUAAGUAUUUGUACGAUGAAGGAGAAGAGGAAGAGGUUUUCAACGAUGAAUGGGGCACUGCGGCCAAGCUGGAUGUUCAGACUGUCAACACUCUGGAGAUGAACUUCCUCAAUGCGAUCGACUGGAACCUCUUCACGGAGCCCGGUGACUUCUUUAAAGUCCUCAAUCAGGUGGAAAGCAGCAUUGCGGAACGACAAGGAAUGAAGCGAGGCUGGUUCACCUACACGGAUCUCUGUGUUUUGUUGGAGCAAACCAAUUGGAGGGAAGCUCUAUCAGCUAUCUACCAGCACUUUACCAAGGUUACCUGUAUACUGGGUCUCCUGUACUUGACUAGCGUAGCCGGUCUCAUCGCUUCCUCCACCGUCAUCCACCAGCUCGGCCGUCUUCCCAAUACCAGCCGCACUCACUCGGACCCGAUGAAGCACGCCUCCAUCGAGUCACCAGCACUUCUUCUCCCGCCGCGGCCGACCUCAAGCCUCCACUGCUGCGUCCUGACCAACGACAGCUCGAGGCCAGAUCAGCGGGGUUCUACCUCUUCAUCCUACCAGGAUAUGGUGCUUUGCCUCUGGGGCUCCGUCGUCUCCGCUCUCUCCUACUCGCAGGCCUCGUCCGACAUCCAGCCACAAGACUGUUUGGCGUCCGAAGUGAUCUGUCGCGGUCACAUGGACGGUGUCCCUCAGUGCGCAAUAGCUCGCAAUGACUCGGCGCCUCUUUCCUCUCCGUGGCGCGCUCGUCUCGCGGCACUUUGGCUUGAGUUCGCUCCGUUUGGUGAAAGCCUGAUAUACUCAGACCCCCAUUUUAGCUCCAUGCCGCCGUUGCGAAGAUGUUGCCCGGAGACGACGUUGCCGCUAGGAAAAUCACCGUCUCUUCUCAUGCCCGGCUAGACGAGUCAGUAAAAUGUAAAUGCAUUCAACUAAAACGCAACCAGCAAAGUUUACGUACGCAGUCCGUUCUCUCGGUUUUCUUUAGUGUUGUUUACGAACCAGCCAAAUGUCUGGGUUAUAACCGGGUUGUGGUGGGAUAUCAGCAUGUUGGGGAGAAGUUUGUAAGGAGGCUUAUUACAGAAUGCUGAUUAACAGUUUGACUUUUUUUUUUUUUUUUUUUUUUUUGAUGUGUGAUGCAGUGCGCUAACGCAGUACGAACGAUCCAGGCUUUCUUUUUUUCUUUCGCUUUCCGGAUGGGUUACUUUGGCUGAUUUUUAGAUGUUACGUGAAACCUCUAAAGCAUCCAAGCAAAAACAAUGGCAGGCGGUUAACAAAAGGCUCUGCUGUUACUCACGGAAGCGCGUGUUCUCGUUUUGAAUAGUUCGCAUGGUUUUGCGCAACACGCCAAUGUCCCGAGGAGGACUGUUUUGUUUUGAAGUUCCUUCCUGUGAAAGCCUUUUAUUUUCAGGUUGGGAAGCAGUUUGAGUUUAAGCCUGGUUUGGUUCUCGUUGCUUCAGGAAGGAAGGGUAGGAUAAAAACAGAAAGGGAUCGUUUUUACAGUGUCGGUUAGAUUGUAAUGGUCAGAUAGUUUAUGCCAUACCUUGUCCACAAAGCGUUCAUCGCGGAUUGCUUUAGUUUGUAAAAAAUAACCCUCAAUAUUUUCAUAUCCUCAAGUAGUAAAUUAUUGCAGAUUUGUUUUCAUUGCUUGACUUUGAGAUUAGUUUUGGCUUUGUUGUAUGUUCUUUAAACAUAAUGUAAUUCAGCAAAUGUUAUUAAGACAUUUGGCAAAAAAAGCACCCUUUAAUACCUGAUUUAGUGAGCUCUUACAUAUCCACCAUUAUUUGUUAAUGGCUUCCAAAGUCUUUUUUUUUUUCUCCAAAUUUUGUACAUUUUGUAUAGAAAUAAUAAAAACAUACAGCUGCAGCAAUGAAAAGAAUAAAAACAUAUUAAUCUCA